AUGGUAUCCCUCCUUACUGGCCUCCUCUUAUUCUUUGCGUAUAGAGCUUCAUCUACUGCUCCGACGCCGUACUCGAGACAGCCGAGGAACCCCCUCGUUGUGAGACUGCCGAAAUAUGGGACAUUCCAUGGCACCCAGAUACUUACGACUCUCAAUAGCAUCCCUCUGGAUGAAGCCGUGGAUGCCUGGCUUGGUAUCGAUUAUGCCACACAGCCUGUGGGUGAGAGUAGGUUUGCACCCGUAACAUGGCCGCCGCCGUUCCAGGGGAUCUGGGAUUCAUCGCAGUACGGCCCUGUUUGCAUACAGAACCCUACCGGCACGCCGAAUGCACAGUCUGAGGCCUGCCUGAACCUCAAUGUCUACCGCACGACUAGUGUGCCACUCUCCAAGAAACUUCCUGUUCUAGCUUGGAUCCAUGGAGGUUCCUUUGUUGGCGGUAGUGGGCGAAGUUUCGACGGCGCGGCUUUCGUGGCGGCGUCAAGCGUUCCUAUCAUGGCCGUCACAUUUCAGUACCGCCUUGGAGCUUUGGGUUCUUUACCAUCGGCGCUAUUUGAAGAAGCGGGGAUCUUGAACCUCGGGCUACAAGAUCAAAGAAUGUUUCUGGAGUUCAUAAAGUACUACAUAUCUCAGUUUGGCGGAGAUCCUGAUGCAAUUACUCUGGGAGGCCAGAGUGCAGGAGGCCAUUCUGUGGGCAUACACUACUUCCACAACUAUGGAGCAGAUGCCGGCAAGCCAUUAUUUUCCCAGGUCAUCUUGUCCUCCGGGUCCCCGACAGCACGAGCGUUCCCAAAUGCCACGUAUCCGCUUUACCGGCGCCAGUUUUCACAGUUCAUGGCAGCGCUCAAUUGCCCCGAAUCUCCGAACGAUACCGCUUUAGCUUGUCUCCGAGCCGUUGACAUCAGUCUCAUUCAGUCCGCUCAGGCAAGGUUGUAUUCCUCAUCCGAGUACAACAUCACCUGGCCCUUCCAACCCGUUUCCCCUGGCCCUACAUUCGAAAAGCGUGCCUCCCAAUCUGGCGAGGAUGGCACAUUCUUCCCUCUGCCCCUCCUCAUCUCCAGCACGACAGACGAGGGGAAAGGGUUCACACCAAGAAACCUCACCACAAAUUCCGACUACCUUCACUUCCUUGCAAACCUCGCUCCAGGGCUUACCCAACCCGAUCUUGAAGACCUGAACAGACUGUACCCUGAUCCUGCACUCGGUCCAGGCCUAUCCCCAUACACCAAAUCCCUCAACUCAACGCAAUACAACCGCAUCAGCGCUACAUACGGCGAUUAUUCGUACAUCUGCCCCAUCCAAGAAUCUGCCUACCGCAUUUCAUCCGCCGGACUCUCCGUCUACAAAGCUCGGUUCAAUACCCCGAACAACGCGAAACCAUGGCAAGGCAUCCCGCAUGCCAGCGAUUCGAAAUACUUCAAUGGGCUCCCAGAUGCCCAGUUCCCUGAUGUUGCUGAAUUGUAUCACUCAUAUUAUGUGAGUUUUGUGGCGACGGGAGAUCCGAAUACCCAUGCCAUUGAGGGCGCGCCGUAUUGGGAGGCGUAUGGGGGGCUGGGGGGUGGGGAGUUGGUAAUUGGGAAUAUGGGGAGGAGAGGGACGUAUAUGGAGAGGGAGAGGGAGGGGAUAAGAAUGGAGCAGUGUGCUUGGUGGAGAGAUCCGGAGAGGAUGGCGAGGUUAAAUAAAUGA
Lindgomyces ingoldianus is the source of this 1683-nucleotide messenger RNA. RefSeq names its product alpha/beta-hydrolase. The record is from RefSeq and is a predicted model, not a curated record. Bases 1 to 1683 code for a protein of 560 amino acids. The transcript has a single exon. Lineage: Eukaryota; Fungi; Ascomycota; Dothideomycetes; Pleosporales; Lindgomycetaceae.